UCGCAACCGAGGCUAGUCUAGAGAAACUGUCAAAUUUCCACGUCAAGAUAGUUGCUGUGGAUAAGAUUUUCUUAUUUGCAUACAAAAUCUGAAUUAUAAAAUGGUUUAGUAUUUCACUUGCGCAAAUUGUUUUCCUAGAAUGGUUGGGAGAGUUUCGCUGAAUCCAAAGGUUGAACUAUGUUGUCAGAAUGUAUUUAUCAUAUUCAAAAACUCAACACAGCCAAAUUCUACGCAGUGGAAGAGAACAAAAAAGAUGAUGAGAAAGAUGGUUUUCCCAAGUGUUGUCAUCCUUGUUGUUGUAUUUAUCUUAUUUGUUCUAUGGAUUACAAGCAGAGACCCCAACAAAGAUGUUAUUCAUCGUUAUGAAAAAUCAAUUAACAUGCAUACAGACAAAACAGCAUUUCACUAUGGGAUAGUUAUUGACUGUGGUAGCAGUGGAUCAAGAGUAUUCAUCUACUACUGGCCACCACAUAGUGGCAAUCCUCAUGAACUUCUUAAAUUGCAUCAAAUGAUGGAUCAUGACAAUCAUCCAGUCAGAAUGAAAAUCAAACCAGGUAUUUCUUCCCUGGCUAAUAGACCUUGGAAUGCAACCGAUUACCUUAGGCCACUAUUAGACUAUGCAGCGUCACAUGUACCCAAAACAAGACACAGGGAGACACCGCUUUUUAUUCUGGCAACUGCCGGCAUGAGACUUCUGACUAAGGUGAACCAAAAUGCAAUUCUUGAAGACCUAAGGGUGAAUAUACCGAAAAGAUAUAGCUUUCAUUUAUCGCCUUCGCAGGUCGAAGUUAUCUCUGGCAAACAAGAAGGCAUCUACCUCUGGAUAGCCAUCAAUUACAUUCUUGGUCGCUUUGACCACUCUCGUGAUCUCCACUCCACGCCCGCCAGCACUGUGGCACCAAUUCACAGAAAAAGGACUGUCGGAUGCAUAGAAAUGGGUGGUGCAUCCAUGCAAAUUGCUUAUGAGGUCGCUCAAAAUGUCUCUCUUCCACAAGAUCUCAGUGUCGAUAUCAAUCUUGGAUGCGAUUCUCACAACACCAUUCAUCGAUACAAAAUUUACGUGACGACUUUCCUCGGUGUCGGUACAGUUGUUGCACGACAGAAGUAUUUGGAAAUUUUGCUAAAAAGAAAUUCACACUCACUGAACAAAGGCUCCCGCAUUGUUGAUCCUUGCCUCCCAAAAGACUUCACUGACGAAGGGGCCUAUAAACAUCGACGGUACAACUUAAAAGGAACAGGUCGAUUUCGCGAGUGCCAGCGUGACCUUCUUCAAUUACUUAAUACGACUGCAACUUGUAAAAGAAAACCUUGUUCAUUAAAUGGCAAGCACCAGCCUUCAAUUGAUUUUAAAAAUUCAGAGUUUUAUGGAUUCGCAGAAUUUUGGUAUUCAACCCAAGAUGUGCUGCGAAUGGGGGCUUCCUAUGAAGGUGAUAAGAUGGAUCAGAUGGCUGUGGAUUUUUGUUCCCGUACAUGGGCAAUAAAUAAAAAAUAUUACGAUCUUGGGUUGUUUCCAAAAGCUGACAGUAACAGACUUCGAUCUCAGUGUUUUAAAUCUGCUUGGAUGACGACCGUGUUGCAUUAUGGACUGAAAUUUCCGCGAGGUUAUCGAGGACUAACAUCGGCAUUGAUGGUUAAUGGAAAAGAAAUUCAGUGGACACUUGGAGCAAUGUUGUAUAGGACGCGAUUCAUGCCGCUCAGGGACAUACAACAGCAACAUACAAACUCAUACAGGACAAUGGAUGCGUUUGGUUUAUGGCUGACAUUCGACCACAGAAUGUUUUCAGCAAUUCUGUUCUUGUGUUGUUUCGUAGUAUGCACAGCUGUUUUUAUUUAUUGUAGAAAAAUUAGAAAAACGACGUUUUAUACGAGUAGCAAACAAUACACAAGCGAAGCUAUUGUGAAUUACCCUCAAGAUAUCCGUGUCAAAGUGUAGAUUUUAAUAGAAUUCUUGGUAUUUAUUAUUAUCUUCAAAAGUGUCUUUUCA
This is a messenger RNA of Rhopilema esculentum, 1984 nucleotides long. RefSeq names its product ectonucleoside triphosphate diphosphohydrolase 4. Gene Ontology annotation, molecular function: ribonucleoside triphosphate phosphatase activity; GDP phosphatase activity; UDP phosphatase activity. Gene Ontology annotation, cellular component: Golgi apparatus; membrane. The record is from RefSeq and is a predicted model, not a curated record. Lineage: Eukaryota; Metazoa; Cnidaria; Scyphozoa; Rhizostomeae; Rhizostomatidae. Gene Ontology annotation, biological process: UDP catabolic process; CTP metabolic process.